Molecule: messenger RNA, 599 nt
Organism: Dermacentor andersoni
Lineage: Eukaryota; Metazoa; Arthropoda; Arachnida; Ixodida; Ixodidae
Source: RefSeq, a predicted model, not a curated record
CCACCGCCAAGGAAACAUUCACCUACAAAAGAUGAAUGAGGCUGACUCAGUUAAAAAUGACUGCGAGUGCAUAACAUCUGCAUUUGAAGCUGUAAAUAAGGAAGGAUCAAUGCGUACGUUGGAGUGCUACAUGUAUACCGAAAUCUCACAGCUUUCUGAAAUAACCAACAAGAUAAUCAAAAUUCCGAAAAUGACAAAAAUAAAACAGAGUGUACACUUUCAAGUGAAAGAUAUGGAAGGAGUUAAAGCUCUGGAGCUCUGGGCCAUCAUAAACGGUGCACCGACAAAUCGUCCACCAAAAUUCAUUUCUAGUCAUUACGCCAUUGAAACGGCCAGUACUGAUUGCUUACUUUUGUCAUACGGCCCGCCGAGCAAUGGAAGACUCAAGUGCAUGCUGUGGGGCUUAUCAAGAAAAAGAGUGAACGAAGAUACCAUAUACUUUAAGGAGGCUCAAUCACUUUGCGAGGAAGACAUAUACGACCUCACGGAAACUGAGAGCACGUGUGAUCACUAUGACAUUGAAGAAGAAAAAACAGUUGAUCAAAUAGGACAGGAUGUGGAAGCUAAUGACCAGCCUGGCCAGUAAAUUUCUUCUAUAA